AUGCAGCCAGAGGUGGAGCCCUUCUAUUCCUCCACCAUGGGCAAUCCCAGCAUGCACAGGGAGGCAGGAGUCCUCCUUGUGGACCCUGAGACUCCAGAGGAGACGCGGACCCGCUGCGUGAGCAGGCCCACCAAAUCCUCGAAGCAGCAUUUGCGGCAGGUUAUUGCAGAAUAUGAAGCCCUGGACCGCGAGCUCCCGUGCAUUCGGAAGUUCCCCACGCCGCCCGCCGCCCAGCCCCUGUGCCUGUGCAUGGAGACCCUGCCCGAGGCAGACUUCACCCACUUGGAGGUACUGCAGGCGCUGGAGGCGGAGCUACCUGGGGCCAUGGAGAACGGACGCGUGAACAGUAUCCGCUUUGAGAACAUGAAUGUCAUCUGUGGGACUGCCGGGCGCCGGAACCGGUGGCUCAUCUCGGUCACAGACUUCCAGACUCGUUCACGCCUGCUACGCUCUGGGCUCUGUCCUCGCGGCCUCGCGCACCACUUGGUGCGCCACGACGAGCUGCUACUGAGCGAUUACCGCCUGCACCUGCGCCGCUCUCUGGCCCGAAGGCGCAUGCUCGAGGCCUUGGGGGCGGAGCCGACCGAGGAAGACUGA
Molecule: messenger RNA, 597 nt
Organism: Chrysochloris asiatica (Cape golden mole)
Lineage: Eukaryota; Metazoa; Chordata; Mammalia; Afrosoricida; Chrysochloridae
Gene: CUNH19orf81
Product: chromosome unknown open reading frame, human C19orf81
Exons: 5
Coding region: 1-597 (198 amino acids)
Source: RefSeq, a predicted model, not a curated record